Sporothrix brasiliensis 5110 is the source of this 1443-nucleotide messenger RNA. RefSeq lists its product as uncharacterized. The transcript has a single exon. Lineage: Eukaryota; Fungi; Ascomycota; Sordariomycetes; Ophiostomatales; Ophiostomataceae. The record is from RefSeq and is a predicted model, not a curated record.
AUGAUAAUUACUAACUUAUUUUUUGUAUAUAGUUUAAUAUUAUUUUUUAUCUUUAUGACAUAUUUAGUGUAUUCAUACACUAAUUUAUUUGAGUUCAUUAAUAUAGAUAAUUUAAACUGAAAAUAUUAUUAUUUUUUAUUCCGUAUUUGUACUAUAAGUAUAUUAAUUUAUAAUAUAGUAUAUUAUUUUAAUAUGGGUAAAAAUGAAUUUGAAAGAUAUAUUUUCAGAUUUGGAGUGGGGACUUUAAUUAUAAUAUUAAUUAAUAUUAUAUUUAAUAUGUUUUUUUUAGAUCUAGCUAUUGUAUUUAUAAAUGGAAAUGAAUCACCUUCAGGUUCAAAUCCUUUAAGUAAUAACCCUGGAGGAGGAACACCUCGACCACCUGAAGGCCCAGAUUAUAGUAAAAUUUUAUGAAAACAUGAUAACUCAGAAGAUUCAAGUAAUAAAUCUAGUAUUACAUCAAGUAAUAACUCUGAAAGUUCUAGUAGUAAAUCUAAUACUACAUUAAUUAAUAAUUCUAAUGAACCUAAUGAUAAAAAUAGUCUUAAACGAACUGCAGAACAGGCUAAUUUAGCUAUAACAAGUAAUAGAAUUAAUCCUAAUAUUUCUCAAAAUAAUUCUAAUACUAGCAUCCCUCAAAAUACUAAUGUUACUCAAAAUAUUCCUAAUGUUCCAGAAAAUAUUAUUAAUGUUACUCAGAAUACUUCUAAUAAUAAUGUAUAUCAAAGUAAUUCUAAUACUGAUAUUCCUCAAAAUUAUUCUAAUAAUAAUAUUCCUCAAAAUAUUCCUAAUAUCCUUAAUAUUCUUAAUAUUCCAGAAGAAAAUACAAGAUAUAAAAGAUAUUGAAUUAUUAUAUUGUCAGUUGAAGAUGAAUGUGUAAGACGUACAAGAGAACUUCAUCCACAAAUUUUUAAGGUAAGACAAGAAAUUCGUGUAAUGCAAAAUCUUAUUGAUAGAGUUCCAGGGGGUUUAGCAGCUAUGCAAAGUAGUAUGAAUUCUAAUUCAUAUGUACAUGGAUUAGGAUUUAAUACUAAUUCUUUAGGUUCUUUAAUAGGAUAUAGUUCUAGUACACAACCUUUAUUAAAUCAUAUGGGGCUACAAACUCCAUAUGAUCAAUCAGUAUUGCAUUUUAGAGACCAAGCUUCUAAUAGACCAGGAGCUCUUCCUUAUGAAAGAGCAGAUGGAUCUCUUAGUUUCAAUCGUCAUAAUCUUCAAGGUAUUUAUAAUAUUAGAGCGGGUACAACAAUUGGAGAAGAAUAUACUUAUAAAAUUGCACAAAGAGUACAUUUUGAAAGAGAAUCUAAUGAAUGAAGAAGAUUAUCUCAAAAUAUUAGAAUAGCAUUCCCAAAUAUAGUAGACCCAAAUCGUAGUUAUGAACCAAUUAAUACUAACAAUAACACUAAUGUUGUUAAUACUAAUAAUACUAAUAUUAAUAAUAAUUAUUAA